Messenger RNA from Bufo gargarizans (Asiatic toad), 5179 nucleotides. RefSeq names its product centrosomal protein 170 (gene CEP170). The record is from RefSeq and is a predicted model, not a curated record. Gene Ontology annotation, molecular function: protein binding. Gene Ontology annotation, cellular component: centriole. NCBI's taxonomy places the organism in Eukaryota, Metazoa, Chordata, Amphibia, Anura, Bufonidae. The transcript is spliced from 18 exons. The coding region runs from base 206 to 4840 and encodes 1544 amino acids.
UCCAUCCUCCCCGGCCCCGCCCUUCUUUCGGUGCCGUUAGUCCUCGAUUGUCGCCGACAGCCUCCAUCUGGCUAUUACUAGGGCGAUCAUUUAUGGGAAGCCCGGAUUUCUUACUAACGCACCUACAUUGUGGAGCCCGGGAGAGACGCGUGGCGACCCGCUAGCGACUUUCUACAUAUGAAAGAUUAAAAACAGAAGUUUAAAGAUGAGUUUGACAUCGUGGUUUUUAGUGAGCAGCGGAGGCACACGACAUAGACUCCCAAGAGAAAUGAUUUUUGUUGGAAGAGAUGACUGUGAGCUUAUGAUGCAGUCAAGAAGUGUGGACAAACAACAUGCUGUUAUCAACUAUGAAGCCUCUACUGACGAGCAUUUAGUGAAAGACCUGGGGAGUCUUAAUGGGACAUUUGUGAAUGAUAUCCGGAUUCUUGAACAAACUUAUGUUACUCUGAAGCUUGAAGAUAAGCUGAGAUUUGGUUAUGAUACCAACCUUUUUACUGUAGUACGUGGAGAACUGAAGGUACCUGAAGAGGCUCUAAAGCAUGAAAAAUUUACAAGUCAGCUCCAGUUUUCAAAAAAGCCUUUUGAAUCAGAGGGAUCAAAAUCGAAAGGAAUUGAUGCAAAGAUAAAUCUUUCUGCCGAAGCACAUCAAAGAUUAUUAGACCCACAGAGAUCUGAAGAAAAAGUGUCAGUGGAUCUUUCUGCGCUGCCUCGUGGGACUCCCUUGUAUGGACAGCCGUCUUGGUGGGGUGAUGAAGAUGGAGCAGGAGGCACAAAUAACCAAGAUAAGGACAGUAAACUUCAAGAUUCUGGCGCUACAGGUUGCGGCAAAGUUGGGAAAAAAGCUGGUGAACAGGCAACAUCAACAAAGGGAGAAGCUCUCAAUUCAUAUUGCAGAGAAUCAAAUUAUUUUGAAAUCCCUAAUAAGGAACUCCAACAAAAAUCUGAUGGAGAGGGAAAUAUUAUAUAUGAAAUUGCGACAUUAGACCCACACUGCCAGCAAGGGUCAGGCUCAGGACAUGCUUCCUUUACAAUAGAGUUUGAUGAAAGUUCUCCAGGAAAGGUAACCAUUAAAGAUCAUAUAACAAAGUUCACAGACCACCGUCAAAAGGCAAAGAAGCCUUCAUCCAUUGGAGAUAAGGACCUUGCUGGGUUAAAUACAGAACUGAUUGCUGCCGAAAGUAAGGUAGCUGACUGGUUAGCACAAAAUAAUCCACCCCGUUUGCUGAAAGAAGCAGCUGAGGAAGAUACAAAAAGUGUUAAAAGUGAUGUACCGGUAUACUUAAAAAGGAUACAAGGUAACAAACAUGAAGAUGGGACUCAAAGUGACUAUGAAAACAGUACAUCUCUUAAACGGUUAAACAGAUCUACCCAUCAUAAAGACCAUGCAAAACAAAAAAGCCUAGAACAGAGAAUGUUGGAUCUUAAAAUUCAUGCUGGGGGAAGGCAGCAAGACACGGCAAGUCAAACUGCAUUUCUUAUAGAGUUUGUUGAUGAUGACCAUCCAAGAAAGCGACGGUCAUAUUCGUUUUCUCUAAAUGCUAAUGCCACAGGUCCAGAAGCACCAUAUCCUAUUCCACAAUCUAGAAUAGAGAAAGCAAAAGCUGGUACUGUAGAUCCGAAAGGGUUACCCUUAGGUCUGCAGUCAGGCUCAUCCUCUCACAGAGUAAUUCAUAGUACUCAGCAUGCUAAAUUGCUGCUAAAGCAGAAAUCUGAAGAGCCAUGUACAUCUUUAUUUUCACAAAAUAUUUUACUGAGAAGUUCUGGGAGUCUUGGACACCGACCACCAAAUAAGCAACCUACAGUGAACCAUUUUCAGACCCCUUUUGUGAAUAAAAAUCACAAUCAGCUCAGUGAAAAAGCAAAUACAAACGAAGAAAUGGACUCGUCAGAUGCAAAGGAUGUUCUUUCUGUAUCAGGCAGAAAACGUUGGGUAUCCCAGUGGGCAAGUCUGGCUUCUAACCAUGCGGGUCAUGAUCAAGAAAAUGGUCAGAGUGAAUCUAGUAUGUUAGCUUCGGUUGAAAAUGAUGCCGAUAUGAGUGAGUGUGGAGCAUCAUUAAGAAGUACUGGAUCUACCACCUCUGUCCAAAAUGAUCGUAAAAGGAGGACUUUACCAAAGCUUCCUAAAGAAGAAAGCCAUUCGCAGAUCAAUAAACAUGGUAUUAGGUCAGAAGUUGGAGAAAAGCAAGAUACUGAAUUACAAGAGAAAGAAUCCUCUCCUAAUGUAGGGAAGAAAGAAAAUCUUUAUUUCUCUAAUGAAAGGAUGAAUGCAAUAGGUAAACUAGAUAGCAGUUCCGUUGAAAAAUCUAGUAUCCUCACAGAUUAUUCACAACUAAGGCUGGAGGCUUCAAAAAAUGAAAUUUCUGUUGCUGCAGACUCUGUGAAAAAGUCAGUUACAUACAAAACACAACACGAACAGACUAAAGAACAAUUGAAAUCUGUAAAAUCAUUCAAUAAUCCUCCCACUGUCCUUAUUAGCAAAGGUGAAUCAUCUACCCAGAAUGUCUGCAAACCACAAAAAUGUAUAGAGGUGUGUAAAAAAAAAGGAAAUCAGAAAAAUGAUGUUGAAUCAAGCAGCGAUAGUAUUAAACGUGUUGAGACGGAGAGAAAAGAAACCAUGAAACCACUAGUUAGGCAAGGCAGCUUCACUAUUGAUAAACCAAGCUCCAAUGUACCAAUAGAACUUAUACCACAUAUCAGUAAGCAACCUCCUGCAUCACCUGUCUUUCCUUUUUCUUCCGUAAACAAUAUAGAAAGAAAUGACUCUGUAGACACUGACUCUAGCUUGGACACUACACUGCUUUUGAAAGAUACAGAAGCAGUCAUGGCGUUCCUAGAGGCCAGGCUACAGGACGACAGCAAACCUGAUGAUGAUCUAAAAACAUCAAGCUACACCCAAGAAAACUCUAUAUCACCUGAAUCGGAUGUUGAUACAGCAAGUACAAUUAGCAUUGUUGCUGGCGAUUCAGAUAAAAAGUGUUCCCAAAAACGAAAAAGUCUCGGUAGUGUACACAAAGAGAAAUCCUUAACAGCUUCUCCUUCCAAAGACUCUCACGGCUCAGCAACUGUGUACCGAGAAAAAACUGAAAGAAAAAAUAAAACACAUGUAAAAGAGGUUGGGAGUAGAGCUGAAAUGCGUAAAGUGGUGCGAACAAGUAUAAAAAACCGGCAACCAUCUCUUGACCUUACAGAUGAUGAUCAAACUUCUAGUUUACAUUGUUCAGCUGUAUCAGAUAUUUUGUCAUCUGACCAAGAAAAUUAUUCCGGAAGGUCCCUUUCCAAAUCUCAGUUUGUGUCUUCAGAUGACAAAUUAAUCGCAUCAAAAACUACUGCUGGAAAGUCAAUUACACUUCCAAGGCCUCGCCCAACAAGGACUUCACUGCUGCGUAGAUCACGUUUAGGUGAAACAUCAGAUACAGAAGUUAUGGAUGCAGAUAGGGCUUCUGUUGCCUCUGAAGUUUCAACAACAAGUUCAACUUCAAAACAAACUUCUAGUAAAAAAGUGCUCUCAAGGAUUGAUUUGCUUGCACAGCCACGUAGAACAAGAUUGGGUUCCUUAUCUGCACGCAGUGACUCUGAAGCAACAAUAUCAAGAAGUACUGGAUCUUCUCGAACUGUAGAAUAUGCAAGCAGGGGUAGUACUAAAACAACUUCAACCACUGAUGGAAAAAGUUCCCCAAGAGCCAGAGCGAACAGCAUUUCUCGUUUAUCAGAUGCUAAAACAAAGACCACUCUACCAGCGUAUACCUCUCCUUCAGUAAAUACCCGAUGGAGGCGUUUACCACCAGAGUAUGCUUCUACUUCUGAAGAUGAGUUUGGAACAAUCCGUAAUUCUCCUAAACCCUCAAGACUACGUACCUCUCCAGCAACUAAAGUUCAGAAGUCACAAAUUAAUGGAAGUAGCCCAGUCAUAGCAGCAUCUGGAGCUUUAAAUGUGCCAACAUUUAAACAUAAGGCAAAAGAACAGGAAGAUUAUAUCCGUGACUGGACGGCACACCGUGAAGAAAUAGCAAGGAUCAGCCAAGAUUUGGCCCUCAUUGCUCGGGAAAUUAAUGAUGUUGCAGGGGAAAUCGAUUCAGUGACUUCCUCAGGCACGGCACCUAGCACCACAGUAAGCACGGCAGCAACCACACCUGGUUCAGCUAUAGAUACCAGAGAAGAGCUGGUAGAUCGUGUUUUCGAUGAAAGCCUAAACUUUCAAAAGAUCCUUCCUUCAAAGUUGUCUAAAUCAGAGACCGCUUUUCGGGCAAAUGAUUCAAAACCUCAACCUAAGGAAACCCCUGAACCACAGAUUAUCACUAGAAGAAAAACUUGGAGCAGAGAUGACGUAAUGGGAGAUAGUUUACUGCUUUCUUCAGUAUUUCAAUUUUCCCGGAAAAUUAGACAAACCAUUGACAAAACAGCGAAUAAAAUAAGAUUAUUAUUUAAAGACAAGGAACGAAAUUGGGAUGAGAUUGAGAAAAAAAUAAGAUCAGAGAGUGAAGUGCCUAUUUUGAAAACUUCGUGUGCGGAAAUUUUAUCAAUACUACAAGAAUUAAAACGAAUAGAAAAACAGCUACAAGUAAUUAAUGCAAUGAUCGAUCCGGAUGGCUCACUGGAUGCCCAGAAUGCCCUAGGAUUUAGUACUUCCCUGCCCUCAGUACAGUCAGCGCGGAAAGAAAGUUACUCAUCACACACCGUCAUUUCACUACUACCACAUUGUCAACGUGAAAGCAGAACCAGUCGGCAAAACAUUAGAUUUACUUCUUCGGACAUGGAUGGUUCUGAAGCGAAUGCUCAUUUUGGUGUAACAUUAAAUAGGUUCAAUCCUGAUGGUAAAGAAGAUUCUACUUUACAUGAAUAGAGUUUUCCUUGUGUUAAAACGUAACUGAAACCAUUCAGGUUUCAGCAUGUAACUUGUACAUUUGUAGAUGAAACUGUUAAAGGGGUAUUCCGGGGUAUAAUUUUAAUUAAAAAUAGGGUUGGAGUGGGGUGAAAUAAACAAGCAAUACUCAACAAGUCACUGGCUGAAGCUGUGACCAGCUGAGUGGACAGUCCAAGCAGAUUCUGGUGCAUCAAGAAUAUCCCUAAGGCUGGGUUCACACUUGAGCGUUGCGCAAACGCGCGUUUUUGACGCGCAUUUUUAUGCGCGUUUUUGUAAUAGUAAACGCGCGUUUGACGUGCGUUUGUGUGAUUCACUACA